AUGCAUGGCCUCGAGUACAGGAGCGAACCUUUUAUGGACGGCGUAGCAGGCCUGACGCAGUGUGCGAUCGCGCCGAAUCACACUUUCCUGUAUGACUUCAGCGUGCAAGAUUAUCCUGGCACCUAUUGGUACCAUCCGCACACAGACUUGUCGCACCUCAGCUCCAUUGAUUCGAUGAAAGGCGUGCUCAUUGUCCACCCACCUCUGGGGUCGAACGAGCUGCACCACGAUCUCUACGACGAGGAGAUGGUGCUGUUCUACACUGACUGGUGGCACCAAAGCCAGCACGAGUUGUACAUGGGGCGCCUGGGUGGUCAGCUCGGGCCAGUGACCACUGAUGCCGAUGGGAUACGUGUUGGGACGUUCCCCUACCAGGGCAUGCUCCUGAACGGGCGGGGUGGUGCAGCAGUGGCCCCCCUCGCCAUGCAGCCCGGGAGUCGCUACCGCCUUCGGGUCAUCAAUGGUGGAUGGGUGUUCCCGAUCGAGUUCUCAGUCGACGGCCACGCCCUGCUUGUCAUCCAGACCGAUGGGGCCGACACCGAGCCCCUGGAGGUGGACAGCAUCCAGAUCAGCAACGGCGAGCGCUACGACGUCGUCCUCGUCCGGCGGAGUGAGGCCUGCGCAUCCCGAACGAGCUUCUGGGUCCGCGCCGCGGCCCUCGGCGCGAUGCCGCAGGGGGGCCUCUCGACCGCACUCCACCUGGGCGAGGCGGGGCCGCCGGAGGAGUGCCCUCAUCAGAACCCAAAGACGCUGAACUGCGUGUGGGACCGCAGCCGGCCUCGCAGCGGGUGUUUGCUUUUGACUGCGUUGCGGAGGCAUGCGCGUGCUGGAGAGACCUACGGUUGGGACCAUGGUGCUGCUGGACAGGGGGAUAUCGUGAUGCACACCAUCGAUGCAAGGUUCACCUCACCACCGAACUUCGGCCACUUUGUGAAGCUUGACGGGGCAGACCGGACAGGCGAUGCGUGGACGGCAGAUGAGUUUUUCUCGGGCCAAUGGGUCCAGGGAGCCUUGCCCAAUCUGCCCCCCAUGAUUCAUGGUGAGGACCACCUGACGCCAGCCACGGUCACGCUUACCGCGGUGAGCGGCACGAUCGUGGAGUUGCUACUCAGGAAUGUCGACAAGUACGCACACCCAUGGCACAUGCAUGGCCACAAGUUCGUGGUCAUGGAGCAAGCCGCUGUGGACUUCGCAUCGUGCUCCAUCAUGUAUUGCUUCGAGGGCAUACCCGGGAAUUCCAGGUCCUCUGCCGCGCAUGCGCAGACGGCGGUGCUCAAGGACACAGUGACGAUCCCGGCAGGUGGCUGGUUGCGACUCAGAUUCCAGGCUGACAACCCAGGCUGGUGGAUCUUUCACUGCCACAUCCACAUGCACCUCUCCGACGGCAUGGGCUUGGUCAUCUAUGAGCCUGGGCCCGUCGGGUACGAGUUUCCCGAGCCGCCGUCCGACCUUCUGACUUGCGCCCCGUCGCCGGAGCCCACCACCUGCACGUGUUUCGAAGACAGCGACGCCGUCAUGGGCACGUCGCCACUGUCUUCGUACACUUGCUCGCGAAAGUGGCUCUGCGCUGGCGACUCCAGUCUGUUCCUCGGCUUGCCCAGCACCACGCAGUCACGGUCGCGCGACCUCGCUGCUGGGCGUGCUUGGCGCUAUUCGGUGGCCGUUGUGUGGUUGCUGCUGCUGCUGUUCGGUGGCAUCAUUCAAGGAGAAUAUGGGAUAAGUUGUUCUUCAAGGGUGGUGCAAAACUGGCGAAGCACAAAAGGGCGUCGUUCUAUGAGGACGAACAUGGGGAAGCGAUCCAAGCGAUCGUGGACGUCGAGACAACGCCAGCCGUCUCUUGGAGGGACCUCAGCGUAA
Messenger RNA from Prorocentrum cordatum, 1857 nucleotides. The record is from the annotation of a GenBank genome assembly. Lineage: Eukaryota; Dinophyceae; Prorocentrales; Prorocentraceae.